Ricinus communis (castor bean) is the source of this 1136-nucleotide messenger RNA. Its product is annotated as major latex allergen Hev b 5. Lineage: Eukaryota; Viridiplantae; Streptophyta; Magnoliopsida; Malpighiales; Euphorbiaceae. The record is from RefSeq and is a predicted model, not a curated record. The coding region runs from base 220 to 741 and encodes 173 amino acids. The transcript is spliced from 2 exons.
UGAGGUGUCAAAUCUCAAGAUUCCUCAAGUAAUGCUCCCCACUCUCUUCAAAGUUCUGGCCCCUACAUCUCUUUCUAUAUAAGCCACUCUCAUUCAUCAUCUCUGCAUCAAAUACUCAAAGCCUAUCUCUUUCUCACACUCUAUUUCCUUUAGUUACUCCCUUCUUCGCUUCUCAGUUUAUUCAUCUUUAGCCUUCUUUUACAAUUUUCUUGAGCUCCAAUGGCAACUGUUGAGGUAGUAUCAGCACAGACUGCCCUUCCAGCAGAGGAAAAAAUAGAAGAACCGAAGGCACCAGAGACCGUAAAAGAAGAGGCUGCAGUCACUGUAGAAGCACCAACAGCAGAGCAAGUAGUAGCUGAUGAAAAGCCAAAGGAAGAAGAGACAACUGAAGAACCUGAGGCACAAAAGAAUGAUGAGACUCCAACUGAAGCAGUUGAGACUACAGAGGUGGUAGAAGAUCAGACUAAGGAGGUUGUCGUCACAGAAGAGCCAGCAGCGGUAGAAAAAACUGAAGAAGAAACUCCUAAGGAAACACCUGAGGAGCCUGCUGUUGUGGAGGAGACUAAGGAGGAGUCUCCAAAGGAGGAGCCUGAGGUGGCGAAAGAGACAACCGAGUCUGCUGAUGCACCAGCAGCAGAACCAGAAGCUGAACCAGCAGUUGAAGCCCCAAAAGAUGAAGUUAAGGAAGAAGUUGAGGAGAAGAAGGAAGAAGCAGAAGUUGCAGCUGAGAAGACUGAGUAAAGAGAAUAGUUGUGUGGUUUUUCUGAAAGUUAUUCACUUAUUGGUCUAGUGGGUACUUAGUGAUGUUCCUAUCUAGCUAGUUUGUGAUUGAAUAAGGGUUAUUUAGCUUAAUGGGGUUUGAGGAUUCUAGGUAAUGGGAAAUGGGGAAUGUCCUACUUUGGAUUGCUUGAACCAAAGCCAACUCACCACAUGGCGGCAGACGUGCACAUUGCUACAAUACUAAGGAGAUGUUUUGGGUCUAUACUGUGCAAAUUUAUGUAGGGGGGUCUGUGUCUUUUUGGUUUAAGCAAGUCUGAUGAGUUUUAUAUUUUAUUAUGGUUGGUUGAUGUUUGUAAUAACAAUAGUGUAUGUUAGUACUUUUGUUUAAUAAUUUUAGCACAUGCAUAUUCUAUACA